ACGUGACAACAGAACCUUCCUCCUUCUAGCAGUCAUACUGUAGUAGAACGACAGUAAACGCUUGGUUUCUUCUGCACCAUUCUGCUUCUGUAGGUGUACUGAUAGCACCCUACCAUCUACUAAACCUGCCAACCAACCUUCAGUUCCCAUCACCUCUCCUUCCACCUGCAGAGAGAGAGAGAGAGAAAAAAGAGGAAAAGCAAUCACCUUAAGAAAGGGAGAGAAGGCAGUUAUCAUGGAUACGAGGAAGCACCUGUGUUCCCUGGCCCGUAUGGUGCUGCCUGCCCUUGGCUUUGUCCUCAUCUGUGUGGGGACCUACCUGAUGUCCCUCCACAAUGCCUACAACAGCUCCCUGCGUUACAUCCUGGCCUACGUCCUCAUUGCCUGUGGCUUAUGGUGCCUCCUCACCGGGGUCUUCUGGACCAUCUGCCAUGGCAUGAAGAGGAAGAGGCAGCACCAGAGGAGCAGGCGCCACCACACCGCUGCACACAUCCAUGUCUACACCGUUGACAGACCCAGCUUCCACCUUCCUUCAUAUGAGGAGUCUCAGCAGAACCACAUCUCUGCUACUGCAGCUGCAGCUUACUCUGUGCUGGGGCUCUCUGAAGAUGGCCUGAGGUUCAACCUGGCCCCCCCUCUGUACACCCAGGACAUCUCUGAGGCCCCAGAUGACACCUUCAACCAUGAAGAUCCACCUGCUUACUCUGAGAUGGCCAUGCAGACACACAGGGAGCCACAGGGGCUUCCGCAGCAACCAGAACAUUCCCGCUUGGACAGAGUUCCAUGUCCUGAGCUGGACGGUCGAUAGGUGGUGGACUCUGGAAGGUGAUGACAUCACCUUUGUGUACUGUUUAAAACUAGUGUCUCCCUGCCUGACCUUUGACCUCUGACCUUUCAGGAGAUGUAAACGGCAUGGCCCUUUCAGCUCAGAGAGAGGUAUGGCAGCAAAGCCUGCUGCUCCUGGCAUCAUGGUUGUCUGGAGAACGGAGACAGGUGGGAGUGAUAGCUAGGAAUGAGACUGUCUUGAGCUUUUGCUGAGACCCGAGAUACUAUGUGCCUGAAAACAUCUUUGCUGUCUCAUAUGUGGCUGAACGGUAGUAACCUAUAGCAACAGGUAGUACAGUGAGCUACAGGUUGAUCAAGACAAAUGUCUACAGAAUGCUAGUGAARGAUGACAGUCUAGGUAUGGAUGUCUCUAUAAAUCUGAUGCACUUUAAAAUACACAGACCUGCUUGUUUUUGCUCGUUGUUGGAUGUGACUCUGAGUAUAUUGGUACACUAUAUAUACAAAAGUAUGUGGACACCCCUUCAAGUUAGUGGAUUUGGUU
Molecule: messenger RNA, 1327 nt
Organism: Salvelinus sp. IW2-2015
Lineage: Eukaryota; Metazoa; Chordata; Actinopteri; Salmoniformes; Salmonidae
Product: transmembrane protein 252
Source: RefSeq, a predicted model, not a curated record